ACAUUUCCCAAGGAGCCUUGCGCCGUGCCCAAGAAUCCGUGGGAAACGAUUGCGCCUGCGUAUCCAGACGUGGCAACGGCAUCAUGGCCUCUUGGAAGUGCUACGGGAGACAGAUGAGAGAGGCGAAAAUGUUCAUGCUGGUGUUGCUGGUGUGGCUGCUGCCGGUGCUGGAGGCAGUGAAGGUGUCUCCUCUUAUAGAGAAAGUCAGCGACCACAAAGACUUCAAGAAGCUGCUCAGGACGAGAACCAACGUUCUGGUGCUCUACACCAAGACAGCUACAUCAGGGGACUCCCACCUGAAACUGCUAUCAGAUGUGGCCCAAACAGUAAAGGGCCAAGGGACUAUUGCCUGGGUCAACUGUGGAGAUUCAGAGGGCCGUAAGCUCUGUAAGAAAGUGAAGGUGGACCCGAGCUUCAAACAUGGAGGAACAGAGCUGUUGCAUUACAAAGAUGGGACAUUCCACACAGAGUACAAUAGGCCCGCUACCUUCAAGUCUAUGGUAGCCUUCUUGAAAGACCCAUCAGGACCCCCACUGUGGGAGGAGAAUCCUGAGGCAAAAGAUAUUGUCCACAUAGAGACAGAAAAAGACUUCAGGAAGCUUCUGAAGAAAGAGGAAAGGCCCAUCCUCAUGAUGUUCUAUGCUCCCUGGUGCGGCGUUUGUAAGAGAAUGCAGCCCAUCUUUCAGCAAGCAGCCACAGAGACGAAGGGGAAAUAUGUACUGGCAGGGAUGAAUGUGAACCCGGCUGAGUUUGACGGCCUCAAGCAGGAGUACAACGUCAAAGGCUACCCAACCUUCUGCUACUUUGAGAAGGGGAAGUUCCUUUACCACUAUGAAAACUACGGAGCCACAGCCAAGGAUAUCGCAGACUGGAUGAAGAACCCUCAGCCCCCCCAGCCAAAGACCCCCGAUGUGCCGUGGUCGGAAACAGACUCCCCGGUCUUCCACCUGACCGAUGAGUCUUUUGACAGCUUCCUGGAGGAACAUCCCGCAGCCCUGAUCAUGUUUUACGCCCCCUGGUGUGGACACUGCAAGAAGAUGAAGCCAGAGUAUGAUGAAGCUGCUGAAAUACUCAACAAGGUCGCAAAUAGUCCGGGUGUGUUGGCAGCAGUGGAUUCCACAGUGCACAAAGCUGUGGGGGAUCGCUUCAAGAUCUCUGGCUUCCCAACUGUUAAGUAUUUCGAGAAAGGUGAGGAGAAGUACACGCUGCCACAGCUCCGAAGCAAAGACAAGAUCAUCGAGUUCAUGCACAAUCCCCAGGCACCUCCUCCACCAGAGCAGUCUUGGGAGGACAAGCCCUCCAGCGUCAGCCAUCUUGGAUCAGAGGAUUUUCGAGAGGCACUGAAGAAGAAAAAACAUGCUCUGGUCAUGUUCUACGCUCCUUGGUGUCCACACUGUAAAAACGCUGUUCCCCACUUCACUACAGCAGCAGAGCUCUUCAAAGAAGACCGCAAGAUUGUGUACGCAGCUGUGGACUGUACAAAAGGACAGAACCAUGAGCUUUGUAAGCAGGAAGGGGUGGAGGGCUACCCAACAUUUAACUACUACAACUAUGGCAAGUUUGUGGAAAAAUACAAUGGAGAUCGUGGGGAGGGGGGCUUCACAGGUUUCAUGCGCAGCUUAAGAGGACGUGAUCAGGAAAAGGUUGUCAAGAGGAAGGAGGAGCUCUGAGGGCAGCGUGCAGGGAGGGGGCGUUGCACUGCACAGUUUGUCAUUGCACUGUGACCCUUGACCCUGGCAAGGGCCCUAUCAGCACUGACGUGGGAGACUUGAUGACCUCAGCGAAAGGCUAUUUUUUUAAUACCGUGGUGAUCACAUUUGUAAUAAUACCAACAGAGUACCUACAGUCAGACCGACCACUUGAGACUAGUUUUUUCAUGGAUAUUCUGAUGGGCAGAAAAUCGACAGACAAAAAAGUAAUUUCUUUCUUCUUUUUUUGCCCAAACACUGUGACUGCAUAUGUGAAAAGCUACACCCUAUACUGUAUCUAUGCAAUACUGACCCCUGCUUAGCCCUUCGGGGGUCUGUGUGAGUGACAAUUGACACCCAUGGUGGUGGGUGGUGGUGGGCAUCAUUAUUUAAAGGUGGAGGCUGCACUAGCAAUUACUCCACACGAGUCCUAUUCCAGUACCAUCAACUCUGCUCUGUCUCUAGAAGGGACACAUUCUGAUUAUUGACAUACACCUGUUGGUUCCAAUAUUUUUGUACAGAACCUCAAGUCCAGAACCAUCCAGAUUAUUGCUUUGUUAUCCUCACAAAUCAGUUAGAAGAUAACUGCAUUUAACCCCUGAGAUCUAAAAGAAGUCCAUGGUUUGUACAGUAAAAUGUGAAGUGCUAUAAGGUACUGUAGCAAUGUGAAGUAGGUGAAAUCAUGGCCAAAGGGUCAAUAUUCUGGAUGGUUUUGGGCUUUCAUGAUUAGUUUUGCUUUUAGAAAGAACUUAAACAUUUUUGUUUGCUGAAAUCUGUAGCCUUGAAGAUAAAAAAAUAAUAAAAUGCUGGAAUUGCAGAAAUAUACAGUGAUGAGUGAGGCUUGUUGCCCUUGCAAUUCCCUCAAGUCAUGGACCAGAGCAAGUUAAAGGAGAAGAAAAAAACAAACAAGAACAUGAAAUGCCAAAUAUUCUUCUACGCAUUGCCCUUGAUAUUUUCAUGCUUCGUACAUUUCCAAAUAUUGACAACAUUCACUGCUGUAGUGACCUCUUGUAUCUCUGUUGUUCAUUCAGAAUGGGAUUUCAUCAAGAUUUUUACAAGGCUAGGGCUCAUUUACAUAAGCAUGGGAUAUGCUCAAGUAUGGUGGCUAAAUAUUGCAUGUUGAUCAUAAAAUGUCAACUAAACAUGAAUCUACCCUCCGUCCUCUGAACUAAUCAUGGAUUCCACCCAAUAUUCAACAAUCCCCUCUGCGUUCACACACUGUUCAGGGAGAUGCUGGAAUGAUUCAGACCUCUGGUUUACACUGGGCAUUCAGGGUUUUUGUUUAAGGGUACCCAGUCUGUUUCAUGCCCAUGUGUUUCCAAGGAGCCAAAAUGACAGCCCUCUGGACAGUUUUGUCUCAAUCUGCAUCUGCCUGCCAUGCCGGCCUGGAAUUGCUCAGCUUCAGUAAGCUUGGACAGUGCUCUCCCAUGCCUUCCAUCAAAUUCCAAGGGAUGACUUUAUAGUACAUCCAAGGAGUAAUUAAGCAUUAAGUAAGUGAAGUCUCCAGCCCCCUCCCACUUCUAGCAGCAUAACACCAUCGAUUCGGGGCCAUCAUCAUUACUUCCGUGGCGAUUGUUUUUUAAUGCUGUGUGUUUUCAACUCCCACGCUUUGGCCACUAUAAAUAUUUAAAGGCUUAUCUGUAGCUGAACUUGUGUUUUAUUAUUCAAUACUUUGGCUUCUUUCAUUAUGAAUAAGGUUCUCAGGGAUAGCGAAAUACAAUUAAAGGGAACUAGUUUGUUUGUAAGUUUGCAUUCCAGCUGAAUAAUUUUGAGCCCUUAGGUCACCAAAUUAAAUAUUGUUUACAUUUGUAUCCCAAGGGGGAAAAAAACAAUUGAAUUGUCCUUUUUGUCUGUGCUAUAUCAUGACAACAUGUAUUGAAUAAGACGUAUCUUCAGUAGAUGUUACUGAACCGUUUCUCAUCAAGCAUUAUCAUUGUGAUUCUUAAUAAAUUUCAUGGUAUGCAAGAGCAUUUUGAAAGAGUGCUUUACACAGUUAGGUGUGACAUAUCGCUGUAAUUAGGUGUUCAUUCUCCUCUGGAGGUGAAACAAUGACCUUUUGUUUACUGUGUCCAUUUGUUUUUGUUUAGGAGCCUCCGCAGUGACAUCACAUGUUUGUUGAAUAAUAGAAAGACCACCUCUUUCUUAUCCCAAAGGUAUCCAUGUUGUGUAGGAAGUUGUCACACUUAUGCCAAGAAGUCAUUGUUGCCUUUGUUGAUUUUUCUGUGCCCAGCCAUACCUACAGUUUUGCCCCCUGCAGUAAGGACCUUGUGAGAUGAUAAAAUUAAUAAAGUCAAACAUUUCCAAAA
This is a messenger RNA of Siniperca chuatsi (mandarin fish), 3994 nucleotides long. It is a transcript of the gene pdia5, whose product is annotated as protein disulfide isomerase family A, member 5. The coding region runs from base 84 to 1670 and encodes 528 amino acids. Gene Ontology annotation, cellular component: endoplasmic reticulum. Lineage: Eukaryota; Metazoa; Chordata; Actinopteri; Centrarchiformes; Sinipercidae. Gene Ontology annotation, molecular function: protein disulfide isomerase activity. Gene Ontology annotation, biological process: protein folding. The record is from RefSeq and is a predicted model, not a curated record. The transcript has 17 exons.